Molecule: messenger RNA, 1404 nt
Organism: Penicillium canariense
Lineage: Eukaryota; Fungi; Ascomycota; Eurotiomycetes; Eurotiales; Aspergillaceae
Product: phosphoserine phosphatase SerB
Exons: 3
Coding region: 1-1404 (467 amino acids)
Biological process (GO): L-serine biosynthetic process; dephosphorylation
Cellular component (GO): cytoplasm
Molecular function (GO): L-phosphoserine phosphatase activity; magnesium ion binding
Source: RefSeq, a predicted model, not a curated record
AUGGCCGACUCUACCUCCUCCCGCCAGCGGCCCUCGCUUGGCCAGAUGCGAAACAAUUCGUUCCUGCAGGACCACCAGCAGUAUAAGGCCCCGGUGCCUCUCUCCAUCAACCAGAACAUCGGCGAGGUCCUUGGAGCGCAGCUGGACGACAGUCUGUCAACAUUGACCAACCCGAUCAAGCCGGAUACGGAGCGCGUCACCGACAGCGGUGUCAUCCACAGCCUCUUCAAUCACCAGGCCAACCAGCUCCCACAGGGCACCGCGCGCAUCGUAGCGACCAUCUUCUACAAGUCGGCCCACCCCGUCCACCCCCACUUCCACCCUGAUGUCUCGCCUGCCCUGCAACCGGGCGAUAAGCUGCCUUCUCCGCGCGUCCCAGAAGGAUCGGCUCCCACAGAUGACAUGGAGAAGAUCCCCCGGGAGCCGCCUGCGCCUGAGCCGGAGCCGUUGGACCACCUGUACGGGCCCUACGUCUCGCAGCUCUGCUUAACCAAUUUCCUCCAGACCCUCGAAUCCCUUCCAACUCCGUACCAGCGCACAAAUUCCUCGCACCGCUGUCUGGAUCGCGAGGCCCAUCCCCGCGUCGUGGAGGUCAUAUUCUCCCCGCCGCCCGACCCCGAGUACCUCUCGUUCAGCGAUUUGCGUAAGCACGAGAGUAUCUGGCGGUUCGAGCGCGAGUGGAACGUCGAGGUCGUCUUGCAGCAGGAGAGUGUCUUCCGCCGGCAUAAGAGGCUAGCAGUUUUUGAUAUGGAUAGCACCCUGAUCGAGAACGAGGUCAUCGAUGAGAUCGCCAAGUUUAUCGGGGUAGAAAAGGAGGUUUCGGAUAUCACCGAGCGUGCCAUGAACGGCGAACUAGACUUCUCCGCGUCCCUGAGGGAGCGCGUCAGUCUGCUCAAGGGCGUCCCCGCUGAUGUAUUCGACAAACUCAAGUCUGUCAUAACCAUCGCUAAGGGUGCCCGUGAGCUCUGCCGCGCUCUUAAGGCUUUGGGAUUCAAGAUGGCUGUGUUGAGCGGUGGCUUCCAACCUCUUGCUGAGUGGCUUGCUGACCAGCUCGGCCUGGACUACGCAGUUGCGAACCAUCUCGAAAUCGACCCCGCAACCCAGACCCUCACCGGCAAGCUGGUCCCCUCGAAGCCCAUCAUCGACGCCUCCCAGAAACGUGCCCUCCUCAAGUCCAUCGCCGCCGAGAACAACAUUCCCAUCUCUCAGACCAUGUCUGUCGGCGACGGAGCCAAUGAUCUUCUGAUGCUCCACGCUGCAGGCCUUGGUGUCGCCUGGCGCGCCAAGUCCAAGGUCCAGCUUGAAGCCCCGACCCGCAUCAACGGCGAGAGCCUCACCGAUAUUCUCUAUCUGCUUGGCCUGGAUAACGAGGAUAUUUGCGAGCUGAGCAAAGAGUCGAAAUGA